Molecule: messenger RNA, 675 nt
Organism: Penicillium brevicompactum
Lineage: Eukaryota; Fungi; Ascomycota; Eurotiomycetes; Eurotiales; Aspergillaceae
Exons: 2
Coding region: 1-675 (224 amino acids)
Source: RefSeq, a predicted model, not a curated record
AUGGCUUUCUUCUUCCUGCUACGUCAGAUGGGAUCAGAUGAAACCCCACGUGACUUGCUUUUUUCUUCGGGCGGUGAGUUCGCCCUCGCCGGGAACGCGGCAGAACCCCGUCACUCGCUUCUGUUGCUGCACCCCAUCAUAGCGAUCUGCUGCUUUUGUCUGCUGAAACCCCCUCUUUCACUUUGCCUUCCCAUCCCAAAUCACUCCUCCAGUAUUGAUUACGACCCCAGCAUACUUCUUUAUGCCGUCCGACCCUCUGCGACUCGGUACCCCGUCUUGACUGCUUCCAGCUCAAUCUCCCCUCGCCCUCCAGAGUCGGUCUGCGCAGGAUUCGUCGGACCGAAAGCUUUUCUUGAGGCUUACAACACUGGCGAUACGCGUGGGCUUGGAUUUGAGCAAAUACCUGCGUCACAGGAACGUGGUGGUUUUGAGAAUCGUGCUCGGUCGCGAGCAGCUGUGCUCAUUACCGGCGUCGCUCCCGGCGCAUUGUUGAAACGACUUUCGAUUGUCACUCCGACUGGUCGAUCAGUGACCUUCUUCCCCCUCUCCACGCCAUCGGCGAGUCUCACCCUCGCCGCAAGCAAUCAACGACCCAAUACACGCUUAUCAUUCCUCCCCACUUUCCUACAUCACUUGCGCCAGCUUCCUGCUUUGUGGCACAGUCAAUGGAGGUAG